Messenger RNA from Cryptotermes secundus, 2853 nucleotides. Its product is annotated as cytochrome b5-related protein. Gene Ontology annotation, cellular component: mitochondrion. The record is from RefSeq and is a predicted model, not a curated record. The transcript has 6 exons. Gene Ontology annotation, molecular function: heme binding. Gene Ontology annotation, biological process: lipid metabolic process. The coding region runs from base 236 to 1555 and encodes 439 amino acids. NCBI's taxonomy places the organism in Eukaryota, Metazoa, Arthropoda, Insecta, Blattodea, Kalotermitidae.
AAAUCGCAGAGACAUCAAUUCAACCAUAGCUAUAUAAAAAAUGGAUUAACGAUAUCUGUAAUGCAUGUUGGGACUAUGAACUUGUCAGCAGUAAACAACACAAUCAGCUUUGGCUUACAUUUAUCUAAGAUUUAAUGUACUGGUCUUUCAGUAAGUUAACAGACUUAUACCAUCCAUUUGAGGAGCUGGAAAUCUUGUGUUUCUGUUAAGGAAUUCAGUAUAUUGAAAUGUGACCAUGAGCUCAAGAGAAAUAAGUCUAUCAGGUUCAUCACUGCCAGGUCUCUGGAGAUCACCUACUUACCGUAAGGACAAUAUUCGAACGACACAUCUCUGGUUGAAAGGUAAAAAAAUAGAUGACAACACAAAUGGAUUGUGGAGAGUGCAUGAUGGCUUGUAUGAUUUCUCCACUUUUAUUGACAAACAUCCAGGGGGCUCGGAUUGGCUCAAUUACACAAAGGGCACAGAUAUAACUGAAGCAUUUGAAUCACAUCAUGUUAAGUCUUCAGUCAGAAGUUAUCUGAAACAGUAUUAUGUGCAACCUGCCACUGGUGCACGGUUCUCGCCAUACACAUUCCAUGAGGAUGGCUUCUAUCGUACACUCAUGAGAAGGGCUGAGCCAAUCAUAGCAACCAUUCAUACAGGCCCAACACUGAGAUCAAAAAUAUGGAUAGAUAUACUGAUGGUUACCACAAUGGCCACCGCUAUCCUCGCAACUGCCACCUCCAGCUAUGCACUUGGAUUUCUUGCUGGAUUUCUUAUGAAUCUAACAGUUGUAGGAGCUCAUAACUUCCUCCACUUGAGAGAUAAUAUGCGCAUGUACUACUUUGACUUUUCUUUCAUGAGCUGCAAAGACUGGCGUGUAUCUCAUGCUCUCAGCCACCAUAUGUAUCCCAACACCCUCUUGGACAUAGAACUUUGUUUCAAUGAGCAGAUAUUCCAAUGGCUACCCCUGAAGGACAAACCAUGGGGGUUACGAUAUGGCUCCUGGUUCUACAGUCCAAUCAUCUAUGCUCUUCUCUUUUUUCUUUCUUUCCUUCAGAGAGUGGCAAGUAUCUUAUGUGGAAACAGAAAAGCUCUAAGGCUGGAUAUUACAAUUCCUUUCAUUCCCCUGCUGCUGAUGUAUGCUUUGAGUGGAAAAACUUUUUGGGAUGCAUUCUGUAUGUGGAUUUGGAUUGUUGGGGUCAACAGUUUUAUUUUUGGUUUCCUUGGUUUCAAUGGUGCACACCACCAUCCAGACAUAUUCCAUGAUGGAGAUGCUCCAAGGGCUGACCGUGACUUUGGUCUGGGGCAGAUAGAUGCUGUACGAGACCAUGUUGAAUUUGCUCACAAUCUGUUCAUAGUGCUCGUGACAUUUGGUGAGCACAGCCUUCAUCAUCUGUUCCCAACAGUAGAUCAUACCAAUCUACACCAUUUAUAUCCAGUGUUUCAGGAAACCUGCAAAGAGUUUGAAGUCAAGUAUAAACCUCUAAGGUUAAGCCAGUUAUUUAAGGGACAGUAUCAAAGGCUUGCUAAAAAUGAACCUAAUCUAAUCCCUCCAGAAAAGAUAAUAAACUGAAAAUGUUAUGAUAAAAUGUUAACAUUUGCACAUCCCUAUUGUUAUUACUCUUUCUGCUUUACAAGCUAUUUCUGGGCUUCAUUCGAGAUGCCUACAGGAAAUUCCUACCAGUGGGUUCCAUAGAAUAAUUUUCUUGCCAUAAAACAAUAUAUUAUCAAGAAACUACAGUGAUCUGUGGUUAGUUGUGGCAAGUGACAUUCAAGAUUUUGUGCAGUUUCUUUCCUACAAAUGUUGACUCAUUAUAUUCAGGUUUUCUACCUGCCAUACCCAAGAUUUUGUCCUACAGAUUCUAGGAAUUUUAUGGAAAUGACUGUUCAGAUUGUGGUCUUCUGGGUUAUGACACUAUGCAGUCUUGCAGCUGAACCAGUUGUCUUCAUGCUCAGUGUUGAAGUGUGCUGGUUCAGAAUAUGCAGGUAGCAAGGAAGGUGGUCACUCAGAUCCAUAAGAGGGGAAGCAGAAAUAGAACUCAGUCCAGGUCAAUGGAGUAGCGAAAAGGAAAGCAGUUCUUCUCAGGACUACAAUAUUUCUAUUACAACAAGGAAAUUCGCUUCAUAUGCAACACUACAUACUCAGUACCAUAACCUAUAAGAACAUAAUGUGAACAAUCUUGACCUGUUCAUGGUCAGUUCAUAAACUUCUUGAACAAAGUUUGUGCAUUUGUACAGCAAAAUAUGAGGCCCAAUGCAGUUAUAUGUCAUUCCACUCAUGAUAUUUUUUUCAUUAAAUCUAAUAUUUGGAGUUGUGACUAAAUUACAUUAAAGAAUUAAAGAAUUAAAACCAUAUUGUUCGUGUACUAACAGAUUAUUUGCUUCAAUAUGAGUAAUAAAUCUCACAUAUAUGAGUUUUUCAAUUAUCUUAGAAAAAGAAGUCAACAAUGAGAUAGGUCUAUAGUUGGAUAUAUUAUGAUAUAUGAUAUAUAUAUGAUAUAUUUCAUUUUUUAAAUAGUGGUUUAACUAUGGUAAAUUUUAAUCCAUCAGGAAAAAUAACAGUAUUAAGUAUUGCAUUACAGACAUGAGUAAGUGAAGAAAAUAUAAAUGGUGAACUUAAUUUUAUUCUGUUUGAAAUUUCAUCAUAUCCACUUGAGUUUUUAGUCUUUAAUGAUUUCAUAAUUUUUUCAAUUUCAAAGUGGAGGCAUACUGCCAAUUCAUUUUAGUAAAAGGUGUACUAAACAUAUUCACUAUGUAACUGAUUGGAUUGGAUUGGAUGAAUUGGAGCUUAUAUAUUUAUUAUUAUCUGAUAUAAUAGAAUCAGCUAUAGACAGAAAGUGUUCAUUAAAAGCAUUUGCAAUUUUGUUCUGA